AUGUCAUCACUUCGAGCAAGCUAUCAAGUUGCCAAGCUCGUAGCGCGCACUGGCAGAGCAUUCACAGAGGGAGAAUUUGUUAAAGAAUGCCUCCUUUCUGUGGCCAAAGAGAUGUGUCCAGAGAAGGCGAAUUUAUUUAGUAUAGUGAGUCUUUCAGGACCUGCAAUUACACGAAGGACUGAAGAAAUGGGGGAAAAUUUGAAUCUGCAGUUGCAAAACUCCUCUAAAAAACUUUGCUGUUUCUCAUUGGCACUCGACAAAAGCAAUGAUGUUUGUGAUUCUGCACAACUUCUAAUUUUCAUUCAUGGGACAAAUGAUUCUUUCGAAGUCACAGAGGAGCUUGCUGCACUGAAAAGCACCAAAGGAACAACUACAGGAGAGGAUAUCUCUGAGAAAGUUUGCCAAACUAUGAAUGAUUUGGAGCUGGACUGGGGUAAACUAUUCAAUGUGACAAAUGAUGGUGCUUCUAGCAUGGACGGCUCCAUGAAAGGAGUGGUUGCACACAUUAACAAAGAGAUGGACAAACGCAGCCAUUCACAUCCAAUAGCCAUACACCGCAUCAUCCACCAACAAGCCCUGUGUUGUAAAUCACUGAAGCUGGACUCUGGAAAGUAUCAGAAGGCGGCUGUAUGGAGUCCCCUACGACAAGUUGCAGAAACUGUUGAAGAAGAAGGUGAAUCAAGCCAGUUUGCAGCAGAGAAAGCUAUCCAGCUGGCUUUAGACAUUUCUAAAGGAGAAAGAUGGCCAAUACUUUACCUCUAUCCUGACUCAUGGAUGGUGGAAAACGUCCUAGUGGAGAGACAAGGUUCGGCCGGGGCUCCCAGUCCACCCCCAGGCGAACAAGAGGAAGAAAUUCCACAAGUUAUUUAUAAAGAAAGCCAAACACCCGGUGCCACACAAGGAAACACAAAAACUGCCAUUACGGCUCCAAAUAGUCCAGUGUCUUCACGCACCAGACAGAAGUCUAUUUUACAGGCACCCCUCCGAGAAGCCGUAAAUCCGGACGGAGGAACAAUGAAAAUAAAAGUUCCGUUCACGGGCGCUGAUCUGAGAGAAUGGAAAGAGGCUGCCCGAGAAUACCGUAAUGAUCCGAUAAAGACGGCACAGAAUUUUAAAUUUCUAAUAAAACAGCACAAUCCUGACUGGAGUGAUAUACAAUUAUUAUUAGAUUGUUUGACUGAAACUGAAAAACAAUUAGUCAUAAAAACAGCGGGGGAUCUCGCAAAGGAACACUAUAAUAUAAAGGGAGAUAAUUAUAGAGAAUGGUUUCCUUUGUUGGACCCGGAAUGGGACCCAAACCGCGCCGCUGAAAUGGGAAGAUUACAGGCAUACCAGGAAUGGAUAUUCAGAGGAAUGGAGAAAGCAAUUCCUAGAACAAUAAAUUGGGCAGCGUUAUAUGAGGUCAGACAGGGUCCUUCUGAAACACCUUCAGAAUUCUUAGACAGAAUAAGAGAUGCAAUGCGCCGGCACACGUCUCUGGACCCAAAUUCGGAGGUAGGCGCACAGCAACUAAUAUCCCUCUUUUUAGGACAAUCACAGGGGGAUAUUAGGCGCAAGUUGCAAAAAUUGAGACCUCCUGAAAAUAGAGACUUGGAAAAAUUAGUAGAGGAAGCAUGGAGAAUAUUUAGUAAUCGAGAAGAAGGUUACAAGCAGGACCAAAAGAAAAUAUUAGCAGUAUUAAUAAAAUUAAAACUAGGAGAAGAACAGGAGGAGGUGGAAUUUUUAAUAGACACAGGAGCCACCUAUUCGGUUUUGAACCAGGCUUUAAUGCCUUUGGGAAAUGAUUAUGUUUCAGUAAAAGGUGCAACUGGCCAAACUGAAAAGGCUUAUUUUUGUAAACCUUUAAAAUAUAAGUUGGGAAAACAGAUGGGGAUCCAUAAAUUCCUAUUUAUGCCAAAUUCCCCAAAGGCCCUUCUUGGUAGGGACUUAUUAGAACAAUUGGAGGCAACAAUCAAAUUUAAAAAAGGGGAAGUUACUCUGGAGGUAAAUAAUCAUCAAUACAUACAGGUUAUGAGCCUAUCUCUGGCCAAUACUCCUAUAAAAAGGGAAAUUGAUACCAGAAUUAUUGAUCAGGUAUAUCCCGGAGUAUGGGCAAUUGACAUACCGGGACGUGCCAAGAAUGCAUCACCUGUAAUAGUAAAACUGAAGGAAGGACAGAGUGCGGUAAGAAUUAAACAAUACCCACUGAAAAGGGAAGAUAGGGAAGGAAUUCGUCCAAACAUAGAGUGAUUCAUAGAACUAAAACUACUAAAAGAAUGUGAGUCAGAAUUUAACACACCUAUCCUCCCAGUUAAAAAACCUGAUGGGUCUUAUAGGAUAGUUCAAGAUUUAAGGGCCAUUAACAAAAUAACAGAGGAUCUGUAUCCUGUAGUAGCUAACCCCUAUACCUUACUAACCACCCUGACACCUGACCUAGCUUGGUUCACAGUUUUAGACUUAAAAGAUGCCUUCUUUUGCCUCCCUCUCCAUGAAGCCAGCCAAAGAAUUUUUGCUUUUGAAUGGGAAAAUCCCAGAAGCGGUCGAAAGACCCAGCUCACAUGGACGGUGUUGCCACAGGGGUUUAAAAAUAGCCCCACAAUUUUUGGAAACCAAUUAGCAAAGGAUUUGGAGUUAUGGGAACCACCGUCAGAAGAAGGGAAAGUGUUACAAUAUGUAGACGAUCUUCUUAUUGCAACCAGAACCGAAGAAUCUUGUAUUAUUUGGACUGUGAGUCUGCUGAACUUUCUGGGACUACAAGGAUAUCGAGUUUCUAAGAAGAAGGCACAGGUGGUGUUACAACAGGUCACAUACCUAGGGUACGAGAUCAGUGCCGGACAACGGGUCCUGGGGAAGGCCCAAAAAGAAGCCAUAUGCCAAGCCCCCCGACCACGAACUGUAAAAGAACUGCAGACAUUUCUGGGAAUGACAGGAUGGUGCCGGCUUUGGAUAUGUAAUUAUGGUUUGCUUGUUAAACCAUUAUAUUCCCUGAUAGCAGCUAAUCAGAAGGAUCUUCAGUGGGAUGCUGAAUCAGACAGAGCUUUCCAUGAACUGAAGAAAGCCUUGAUGUUGGCACCAGCACUAGGACUUCCUGAUGUGAGUAAGCCAUUUUUCCUAUUUUCCCAUGAGAAACAGGGAAUGGCAUUAGGAAUACUGGCACAAGAUUUGGGACCAUACAGACGGGCAGUGGCAUACUUCUCUAAACAGCUGGAUGCCACUGCAAAAGGGUGGCCUGGUUGCCUGAGAGCAGUAGCAGCCGUCAUCCUAAACAUCCAGGAGGCCCGGAAGUUUACCCUGGGCCAGAAAAUGACUGUCUUAGUAUCCCACACAGUGUCUGCAGUCCUUGAAGCAAAAGGGGGGCAUUGGCUCUCCCCACAGAGAUUCCUAAAAUACCAGGCCAUAAUGGUAGGACAAGAUGAUGUUGAGAUCGUGACUACAAACAUCGUAAAUCCGGCCUCAUUUCUUAAUGGGAAUAUUGGAGAAUCAGUCGAUCAUGACUGUCUAGAAACAAUCGAAGCCACUUAUUCUAGUCGGACAGAUCUCAAGGAUGUUCCUAUUAAUGGAGCUGAACAUUGGUUCACGGAUGGGAGCAGCUAUAUGCUGAAUGGAAAGCGACAUUCCGGAUAUGCUGUUACAACCUCUGAAGAAGUGAUAGAAUCGGGGCCGCUACCAGCUGACACUUCGGCACAGAAGGCUGAAAUCAUAGCCCUUACUCGAGCUCUGGAGAGAGCUCGGGGAAAACCUAUAAAUAUUUGGACUGAUUCUAAAUAUGCCUUUGGAGUGAAAGAGCCAAUGAACCAGUUUCAUUGA
This is a messenger RNA of Falco peregrinus (peregrine falcon), 3786 nucleotides long. RefSeq lists its product as uncharacterized. The transcript is spliced from 5 exons. Lineage: Eukaryota; Metazoa; Chordata; Aves; Falconiformes; Falconidae. The record is from RefSeq and is a predicted model, not a curated record. Gene Ontology annotation, biological process: virion assembly; proteolysis. Gene Ontology annotation, molecular function: nucleic acid binding; RNA-DNA hybrid ribonuclease activity; aspartic-type endopeptidase activity.